ACACGUUAACACCGCGAUGAACUGGGUCUUGGUUGGUUUCUUGAGCGUGUUUGUGAAGCUUGCCCUUUCAUGUGACGAGUUCGACGUCAGGCCGGUUACUUACUCUUCAAGCGAAGCAGUUCUCUCCACUGAAACCGUAAUUUUAAUUGAAGGUGAAGCUAAAUGUAAAGAAAAAGGAUCAUCAAAUUUGUACGCUGAGUUAAAUGGAGUACUUCAACCAGUUGCCCGUCAUAUUGAAACUGACAACUUUCAAGUAUCGUUCGUCUUCAAUCACAAAGAUGUGCCUAAAGGAGAAUAUACUGUCCGGUUUUAUAAUGAAAAAGGUGUAACGGCUUACCUGAGAUCUUCGAAGGGUGGUUUUGUAUCCGACGUACCUCCUGUCUUCACAGUCACCGUUCGACAUAAAGUAUAGAAAUAUUCACUAAUGCUUUAUUUUGUAGGGAAUCUCGUUCAAGCCUGUUGUUUAUUCCGAAACGGUGGCACUAUUAACGAUUAUGUUGAUAGCAUUUGGAGCUAUAAUUACGAAAAACAAAUUCUAGAGCUAUUUUUGAUACAUUAAGUAUUUCACUAUACAUGUACAUUGGUUUUCCCACCAAACAGCCGUUGUAUAGUACUUAUAAACUUUCAUUUAUAAAUGUUUCUGGAUUUCUUGGAUUAAUUAUGGGGUGUAAAGACAACAGCUGAGUAGAGGGUUAGUAGUAUUCAUGUGGUCAUUUAUUUAUUUUAUUUGAACAUAUAAAUAUUGGUACACAGGGGAACCGAAUACAUAUGCGCCAUACAAGUCACUAUUUGUGUGUGUGAGUUGUGGUACUGUCUGGGUGAUGAUGAUAAGCGUUAGCAGUUCCAAAGUAUCUUAAUGGUGAGCAGAGUAGUAUCGCUAGUCUUCAAGCGAAAAUCUGCAAUUAGGAACCAUUUACAUAAAUUUAUAUUUGUUAGCGGGGUUGCAUCUCUAAGAGAGUGAAUAUUUUAAUAAUGUGAAUAUUCCUGGGCAAUAUGUAAGAAUUAAUUUGCCGUUGCCUAUCAAGAUCCUCUACAUUAUUUUUUCUCUCCUAAUUAGUGCAGUGUAAAUAAUUUAUGGAAAAACAAUAUCCGAACGAAUAAGCAGUCUUGCUAUAGCAAUGUGCUCAGUUUGUAAAAAGUCCCAUCUUCGGCGAUCUCGAAGAAUAUUUCACAAACAUUUCGACUAAUUGAAGUGUGUUUAACUAGAUGGGAUGAUCAAACCAUGAUAUCCUGUCGGACUAUGAAAUCCUUAGUACUUGCCUAGAGAUGGAAAAAUUCCCGUCUAGGUUCCAUAAGAUAAUAAAACUUGUGGUCAGAGAUACUUUAGCGAUUAACUUCAAAUUUAGUGUCCGUGAAAUACAUACUUUAGAUCUUCAACAUAGUAUUAUUUCCUAUCCACUUGUUUCUCUAUUUCAUUAGUUUAUUCUCAAAUAAACCAUGUUUCUAGAGCCAUGGUUUGGUGGCUAGAUGACUUCUAAACUGCAUAUCCUAGGCUCGAAACUGGCUGGGUAUGCUUUUUGUAGGCGUCGUAGACAUGGUUUAGGUUUUCAUGUUCAUUUUGGAUACUUUUAUUAUCCUCUUAAUCUUAAUCAUUUUACUAGCCUACCUCGUUACUCAUUGGUUUCCCCCUAUUGAUUCCCAAUCCUCUAAUUGUUGUAUUGAUACGAGGUGUACAGGGACAAAUGCCGUGGUACGGUCGAGAGUGGGAAGAGUCAGCUCUCCCUCUCAAAAUGCUCUCACAUGGUCACUUGCAUACAACCACUGCCAGGGAAGUCGUACUCAUUGCCUUCUCGCAACACGGGUGUUGUUUACAAAAUCGAGAGGACGAAAAGCGAAUGUCUGGCGCUGUAACCCUGUUGGUGGAUAUGGACGAUCCAGAUAGGGGAGUUGGAAUACCCUGAUUCCGAUCCAAUGGUGCACAUGAGCUCCAGGGUCCUGAUUGAAUAAAUAGUGUGUGAACCAAUUAUUGGUAACCGUCUACCAUGUGACUGCAUCUCCUGACGUUGCUCAAUUGCCUUGUGGAUUAGACCUUUAGGUCGAAGCUUCCGGGCAUAUGCCCCUAAGAAAACCACCUGCUUCGAUUCGGGAACCCAGUCAGUACGACAGCUCACACAAAUCCAGUGACUUUUGUGGCGCAUAUGUAUUCCGUUCCUACUUGUACCAAUUUUCAUGUGUUUAAAUAAUAAAAAUAAAUACGGGAACACUAGCCAAUACGUUAUUCUAACAUAUUUUGUACUACGUUUGUCUGCCAAUAACUAAAUAUACGAUAAGGUUUUAGUGUUUUGAUCAAAUCUAACCUGGUAAUAUGUCCCAUUAUUCAUCCCUAUUUAAUUUAUUAUAUAGUUUUACUGAUGAAAGAACUAGAAUAUUUGGUUUUGAUUUAUCUGAUGAAUCACACACAUUACUGUACUUAUCCAUUGUUUAUAUUGAAACGAUCUUAUGAUUCAACAUUCCAGUCGGUGAUUUUAAAACCUAUAAAGUUGUGAAUGGAGUAGAUAGUUCCAAAGAUUUAAGAUAUCUAUCCACAACUAUAUUUUUUUGUAACAUUAAAAUAUCCGUCUACUAAUAGCCUUUAAAGGUCUAGGAAAAGGUGGGGAACAUAUAAUCUACACAAAUGGACAAACCAAAAUCGCGAAUGUCGAGUAACCGUGAAAACGCAUAAAAUCUUCAUAUACCGUUGCUUUUUUCGAUAUUGACGAAAUAAAUGAAGGCAAAGAAAGAUUGAUGGAAGAAAUCACGUUUGUUAUAGGUUUCAUUACAGAAGUAUCAACAGUAGAAAAAGCUUGUAACUCCUCUGGAGUGUUUAGUUGCUUCUCGUGCUUAAAGACAGAUUUAAUGUCUUUAAACCUUAUCAGAUUGAGUGUAAAAUAACUCGACAAUGACUAAAUCUCCCUAUUUACUAAAACCCCAUUUAUUUAAAAGCAAUCAGAAGAGGAAGAUACAUGUGUACAUUCAGUCAUGGUAAAAAUGCUUUUCUUCAAAAGUAACUUAUAACUGUUAUAUCCCGACAAGAAUAAUGACUUUGGGAUCCUUUUAUGAACCAAUAAUGCGCGUAUAUUUUUAUUGUAUCAUUGUUAAGUAACUAAACUGUUCAUAUUCAUAUCCCCCUUAUUAUGAGCCUUAUUUUGAUCUAUGAACUAUUAUUCUACACUUUACCAUUCUUCAAUUAUGCCCUGUCUAUGAAUCACUACCUCCCACAUUCACAGCCAUAUUCCACCAAAUCUUGUACAAAUGUUGUUUCCUAUUUUAUGCUAUGAUGUGGUCUGUUUGAUUGGUAUAUAAACGCCGUAUGUUUGAAAUAAAUGAUUCAUAUCACACAG
Molecule: messenger RNA, 3320 nt
Organism: Schistosoma margrebowiei
Lineage: Eukaryota; Metazoa; Platyhelminthes; Trematoda; Strigeidida; Schistosomatidae
Source: the annotation of a GenBank genome assembly